Messenger RNA from Protopolystoma xenopodis, 458 nucleotides. The record is from the annotation of a GenBank genome assembly. NCBI's taxonomy places the organism in Eukaryota, Metazoa, Platyhelminthes, Monogenea, Polystomatidea, Polystomatidae.
UUCGGAAUGAAAAAGCUCGAUUAUUGUUGCAGAAAGAUAAGCUAGAAGCACUUUGUCGUGAAUUGCAAAGGCAAAACAAUUCUAUUAAGGAAGAAUGUUUAUCAAGAACACGAAUUGAAGAGGAACGCCGGAAGGCUGUGGCCGACAAAUUUCAAGCUAGUAUAUCGGAUAUACAAGAACAAUUAAAUGCAUAUCAGACAAGAAAUACCGAAUUGCGUAAUGAGAACGUUCUACAAACAAAAGAAUUAGAGGCAAAACUCGCUGACGCCAAGCGACACAAGACAGAAUGCCUCCUUGACCAGGAAAAAGCCAGAGCGGAUCAUCAAUUAGCAAGAACCAAUGAGGAGACAAAAUUAAUGUCAGAUCGGAUGAAUAUGCAUCUACAAAUGGAGGAACAGCUGAAGAAACAGGUAAAUGACUAUCACUACGACUAUUUUGGAACUUUGAGGGUCAUAUGA